Molecule: messenger RNA, 9532 nt
Organism: Vanessa tameamea
Lineage: Eukaryota; Metazoa; Arthropoda; Insecta; Lepidoptera; Nymphalidae
Exons: 18
Coding region: 576-6761 (2061 amino acids)
Cellular component (GO): cytosol
Molecular function (GO): protein binding
Source: RefSeq, a predicted model, not a curated record
GAGAUUAAGAAUAAUAAAGGUUUUUAUAGGUACAUUUUACAUUCAAAACAAUCUGAAUGAGAUUGAUUUAAAAGACUGAGUCGACUGAUCACUGAUUGAAUGAACGAUGGAAAUAUCCUAUCGUAAAGAACGAAUGGGAGUAAAUGAAAGAGCAAAUACAUUGACCUCUAAGGGCGAGCGAGAAAAUAGGUAGAACAGUCAACAUACUUCAGAAACAAGAGCUCAAUUCGUUUGUAUGCGUUGUUAUUUUUUAAAAUAUUUCUUCGAUUAUAGUAUUAUUUAUACUUUUUAAAAUAUUACCAAAACAAUUUUGAUAUUUAUGGCAGUUCGUUUGAGUCUAAUUUGUCAUAAUAAAAGUAGUUUAAACAAGUUUCGGAGUAGGUCGAGUAGGCACUAGGCAUGAGGUUGAAUUUUGAUAUCGAUUCGUUCGCCGGCCGCUAGAGCGCACUCACGUCUAAUCUAAAUAUGGCGGCGCGAUCAAUGAAGUUGUAGUGAGUAGUGAAGUCUAGUGUAAAAAAUUGAAAUGAUUGAACUUUGUGUUAUAUUUGUGAGUGGUACUUACGAUUAAAUGGGCCAUGGGAAAAGGCCAGGAUUUAUUAGACGCGGCGCGUAAGGGUGACGAGCGGUGUGUUGAGAAAAUAUUAGGACAGAUAACUAAAAGGAGUGGUCCAUUUACAAGCUUAAGAAGAGGUGCUGGGGUCAAUGUUCAAGAUGAUAGCGGAUACACUCCACUUCACCACGCGUGUUUACAGGGUCACAAAGGGAUAGUUCAUCUCCUACUGUCCGUGGACGCGUCGCCAUGCGUGUCAAACGACAAGGGCGCUACGCCCCUCCACCUAGCAGCGUUCAAAGGCGACUCGUCUAUCGUAGCGAUGUUGCUGGCCCACAACAACCCGCCGGUCAACGUGAAUCACGUGACACUCGAAAACGAGACAGCUCUGCUCCUGGCCGCACAGUUCGGCUCUGUAGAUGUUGUCGCCCAGCUCAUAGCGAGGGGAGCUGACGUUACCAUAAGGAAUAUGAAGGACGAAAGUGCUCUGGACCUCGCAGCUCAGUAUGGAAGGUUGCCAACAGUCAAACAUUUGAUCAAAUACCAUCCAAUGUUGGUGCAUCCCUACAAAUUUCCGAAUUGGAGGGUAAGGAAGUUUUCUUCCACACCUCUCCACAGAGCAAGCAUGAAUGGACACAUAGAAGUUGUCCAAGUCCUCCUCGAGGCUGGAAUCGAUCCGAAUGUACGGACAAAUGCUGGAACGCCGCUCCACCAAGCGGCUUGCUUCGGUAAGGCAAACGUCGUUCGGUGCUUACUCGACGCUGGUGCUGAUCUAAACGCAGUAGACGGUAAAGACAAGACCGUCGAAGGUGUUCUCGCUGAUUAUCCCGAAGAAGCGACGAGGAAAGUCAGAAGGGUUAUAAGAGAAUACAAGAAAAGAACUAGAAAUACCUAUGAAAGCGAAGAUGAUGUACCUCCCUUCCCCGUACAAGAUAGCCCCACCGGGUACCCCCGCAUCCCCGUGAUGAAAGCUCCAGAGACCCAGAAAAAUAAUAACUUAUGUGAUAGCCUUUUAACACCAUCUUCAUCUUUUCUAACAAAAAAUCCACCUCAGAGUUUUGUUAAAAAGCUUGCUUCAAAAUGCUUGGGCCUCAAAGCAAAGUUUAACUCUGCUCCUAACAUAUCUAAUCCUGGGUUAGAGUCGAAUGUCGAUGGUAAACUUAAACAGUCGGAUUCUAAACUAAACUCGAACGCCUUACAUAUAGGAAAUAGUAAAUUUUUUAAAAUUUUGUCGAAAAAGGAGGAAUCAGGUGACAUUAUUUGUACAGACGAAUUUGACACAAUUUCAUUAGAUAGACUUGGCACUUUGAAUAGAGACUCUGCUGUUAACAGGAGUAAUAGGAGUUGUCCAGGAUUUAAAACUUCAUUACCGAAUAUAUCCGAAAAUAAUGAGCUUAGUGAUUCUCAUGAAUCUAUUAUCGAAAAUAUUAAUGCAUUAGAUAGCGAGGGUAAAAUAGAUAAAACACAAAUGACAGAAGCAAUUAACUAUGACACGAAACUUAGUAUAUUCGAACCUAGACGAUCAGGUAAUAGUAUAUCUAAUGUUUCUACAGAUUAUGCAAAUUUAGUUAACGAAUGUUAUGAAUCGUAUGAAUUUUCAUCUAAACUUUCCACGCAAAAAGAAUUAAGUGAAGAAAGCAUAAAAUCUAUUCCAAAACCACCUCCCAGAUCGAAUGUAAUUGUUUCACUAGAAAAUGAAGAUGCAAUUUAUGAGAAUAUCCUACCUGAAAAAAUUAAUUUAAGACAACCAACUCCUGCAGUUAGAACUCAUAUUCCACAGCCGGUUGAAAUUGAAAAAAAAAAUUUAUACGAAAAUGUAUUAAUAAAGCCUAAUAGAAAAGCACCCGAACCACCUAAAAGGUCAAUAUUGCCUUCAAAUGAUAUAUCUAAUCAAUCAUCUCCUAGUGAAAGUCGAUCUUCUACUUUGUCAUCGGAUUCUAUGAUCGAUGAAACUAAUUUGGAAGAUAUUUUAUUAUCGGAAAAAUCAAGGUCGUUUCGUCAUGGUAAAAUUGUUCUGCAUAGGGAAUCAAGUAAAUCUAGUAUAAACAGGACACAAUCAAAUGCAUCAGAUGUCUCAAACUUUACAGAGAUUAGUGCAAUUGAAAAUGUAGAUUGUAGUGACGAUUUGCAAGAAAAGUCGGUAUAUCUUACAAUGACAGGUACUCUACCGAACAAGAAAACAGAAAAGGUUAAGAAAAAAGUACUAUUCAGACAUAAGACAUUUACUAACAUUGAGGUAGAUAGAAGUUCUUUUAACACAAAAGAUUUUACACUACGGGGCAAUUCUUUUCUGAAAGAAUCCCUGGGCAAAUAUCACAUUCGUGGUACGGGUCAUUGUAUUUACAAAGCUCCGACAGUAAAAGAAUUUAUUAACAUUUUUAAUAGAGACAAUCUUUACAACGACGAAGAAUUAGUGCUAAAUCUUCCUAAUGAUAAAAGAGAUAGUUAUUUCGAAACAGCUAUAUGCUUUUGUAAACCGCGACCUCCGAAAUUCCAUAGUAGUGCCGAAGACUUACUAGAUAUGCAAAGUCACGAAGAAGAUAAAGUAACUAUAGAUUUCGAUGCAAUAAAAAGUAGAUUAGAAUUUGUUUCUUCAUCAUUUCGAUGUUUUUGUGAUUCCGGAAUGUGUCCUUUAAAUGCGAAUAAACGAGAUACGCCAUUGGAAUUAGUUAUUAAGUUUUCAGCAAUGAAGAAAAGUAUUUCAACUCCUGAUAUCACCUUAGAAUUUUCUCCUUCUUCGACAAUACAAAAGGGUUGUUUAAUUAAAAAUAAAUCAGUUCCUUCAAAUUUAGAAGAACCAUAUGCCGUUGUUACUAUACAAGAUGUUAUUAGGAAAAACGUAAAAAAAUAUAACUCAGAGUUAAAAGAUUUUGGUUUUGAUGAUUCUCCAUAUGUCGCAAUGUCUCCACAUUCUUCCAUGUCUUCAACAGACCGACCGUAUUCUAUAAAGGACAUAUCAGAAGUUAUUUCUUUAGGUACUAAUUCAACAUCGACUGACGCUAACACAUCUUGUGCUUCUGAUACUAUGCAAUUGUUACGAAAAUCGAGCUCCUCGGAACACUCCGGAAAUUGGUCAUUACAAUCUUGUAAUUCUAACAUAACAAUAGUAUCAGAUGCGUCGUUUAAGACGUGCUUGGAAGAAUCAUCUGAUGAUUCUGAUGGUACUUUACAUUCGGACGGGGAAAGUUCAGACGCGGAGACCGUAAAAUCCGACGUAAGUACGACAAAAAGACCGUGGGUUCACAGUAGUUCCUUUCGGUUCGGCAAUAACAAUAGAUUAAAAAAUGAUAUAAGUAAUGUUAUAGACGAGGAUGACAGUUUUGUGUCGGCAAAAUUCGAAUCCUCGUCUUCUAAAUUCGAGAGUGGUAUAAGUGUGGAUUCAGAGAGUUCUUCGUCCGAGUGUGAAGGGGAUAGUGGUGUUCCGGGGGAAGGUUAUGUGUCGCUUGAUGCUUCGCUUGAGCGGGGUUCGGGGGUGGUCGGGGGUGUUCGCAGCGGGUCGGGGCGACGGCGUUGGGAUGAAGCAGAAGGCACUAGCGAAGGCGACGCCAUCAGCGUAUCUAGCGCUGCGUCUAGCUGUGCCCCGCUGCAUUUAGCGCAUCACCAUGAAUACAGCAAAGUUUCGCCCACCCCUCCCAAGAAGCCCCCCAGAAGGAACUUGUCUGUGUCCCCUACCCACGUCAAUUCUCCAUCCUCUGGGUACAGCUAUGAGCUGAGAGCCCAUGCAAGGAGUCAGGACGACUUGGAUGAAAUACAGGGUGCUAAACUUUACCUCAAACACGGUAGAUCUGUCGACCAGUACGUCGACAGCAAGCUAUCCUACUCGGAGUACGAAGAAAACCAUAAUUCGCCUAGAGCUAUUCCCGUGCCAAAUCCUCGGCCGAGUCUCAGAAACCGCACACAGCCCGUUGCCAUCACGGCUAUGUAUGAAAAUGUCGUGAUAAAAGAACAGAAUCCCCGCAGGAAGCUGAGACGGAACACAUUUGGACCACAAUACGAAAAUAUCGAAGCCAGAAUGGCAGACAAGAGAGUAAGAAAAUACUCGAACCAAGAGAGAUCGUCCCUGGAGAGUUUAUUAGACGAUCAGUCCAUGAAUAGUCCGAGUGAAUGUGAACGGUAUUCUGAUGGCUCGAGGGCAGAUCUUCCACUGUCGCCGACGCACUACGAACAGCCCCCUACACCUGAUCAUCCGCCACCUUCAGCGAAACAAGCGGAAAACAGCAUCCACGAACGGAUCAGGCCAUUGAGUCAGGAAUACAAGAGAAGAUCUAUGUUACGGGAUAGUCAAACUGAAACCGAAGUUAUCCUGCUCCGCGCGCCGUCAGCUGUCUCCGUCGCGAGUGGUGCCACCGACCGCAGUGGCAACACCGACAACUGCGUGGAAGAAUAUGUCUGUGAUGUUCCUUUCGCUGGCCUCUUCAAAGGCUCAACUACGACCCUCGACGGGAUCGGUCUCCGGCCGAUGCCAGCCGAGCGACCGAAAACUUUGCGAAAGCUGAAGUCGGUAUACGACGCUUCGCCGACUGAGCAGAAUUUGAACAGCGUCAGCAGUAAUGGAACUGCCGAGAGGACCAAUGGCGUUGAAGAGGAAGUCAGGCGCAGGAGUAAUACGACCAGUUCCACGCAGAGCGGGGACAAGUCGCUUUCAAUACUUAGUCCAUUUGAUGAACAGGAGGAGUGGGCCAAGAUCUCGGAGAUAAUGGCUUCAUUUGGCAGCAAACUCGUCCGGGAAUCAGUCUUCGUGUCGGAACUCGAGCAAGAGUUCACAUCACGACUCGGUCUCAGCUGUUCUGAAUCAAGUCUGAGUCCGUCUGUGGCGUCGAGCUUAGGUGUCUGGUUAUCUGGACUUGGGAUGCACGAUUACGAACCUUUGUUCGUGGAGAGCGGUUACGACGACAUAGAUUUUAUCAAUGGGAUCCUAAACGAUAAUGACUUACGUGAAAUGGGUAUAGAAGAGAACGACAGACAGAAGAUACUCGAGUCAGCUACACAAUUACCUCUUAAAAUAACCGAAAUAAGCAAUAACCAUAACAAUAAUAAUAUAAGUAAAAACCAAAACGAGUCAGUGGAUGAUUGGCUUAGGACUAUUAAUUUAGAACUAUAUAGUGAUACAUUUAGGAAACAUUUAUACGUGGAUAUGGAUAGGGUGAGGAGGAUCUGGGAAGUCGAAUUGACUGCAGUUCUAGAAAUAAACAAGGCUGGACAUAGGAAAAGGAUAUUGUGUUCGGUGUCCGGUGAACAUAACGGGCCCGUUAAUAACAUCGAAGAAAUUAAUACUGAUCUCAAAAACUUGAAAAAUAAUAUUCAACAAUUAAAAGAGGAAAUCAAGGAAAAAUUACCUCCUUCAGAAAAUUUAAAACCUGUCCCACCCCCUGUGGUUCCUUCACUCGCACCCCCUGGUGGGGAGACUUUGAAACGGAGUAAGAAAAACAGACCCGCUCCUCAACCUCCUCGACCGUCAGAUCUGGAAAUCAGAGCGCCAUCUGAACUCCUCGUUGGAGUGCCUGGAGCUUUAAAAACGCAAUGGAAGCAUCAACCGUUUGUGUUAGUCACAGGCGCUGUGACUUAUGUUGCUAAUUAUCUUGGAUCAACUGUUGUGAAAGAACUAAGAGGGACAGAAUCUACCAAGAAGUCAAUCCAGAAGUUGAAGAAGUCUACCAAAGAACCUCGUGAUUCUCCUGAUAUUAUUCUUUCAAUAAGUUACCGAGGGGUCAAGUUCCUAAACACAAUAACUAGAGAGCUGGUUUGCGAACAUGAAAUCCGUAAUAUCCACUGCGCGUGUCAAGACGCUGACGAUCUCACCCACUUCGCUUACAUCACCAAAGACCACACCACCAGGAGCCACUAUUGCCAUGUCUUCAGAGUCGCCACUAUGGAUCAAGCGACAGAAGUCAUACUGACACUAGGCGAGGCCUUCGAGGUGGCGUAUCAGAUGGCACUACGGGAACAAGCGAACAGAGUGAGAAUUCCUCAAGCCGUGGCGAAGACGCCGACCCACGACCCCACCACUACCACGAACAAAGAGAAACCAAACGUCAACCACGGCAGGUCACAUUCCAUAACCGAAAUAAAGCUAAACGGACACCAACUGAAGAUCGCUCCGAUACCCGCGUCGCUGUCGAACGAAGAUUUCCAAUGUUCCAAGAACGACGGCUCGAGGAGUCCGCGGGCGGCGCUCCUCAAGGCGCCCAUCGCGUCCACCGAGGAGUUGUGAAAGGAGAGGUAACGAUCGCUAGUGAUAGUGUAGAAUUUGAAUAUUGAAGUGAAAAAUUCUUUAAUGUUUCAUGAAUGUUUACCAAAAAUUUCGGAACCGAACCGUUCCUCGUAGCGUAUUUAGCAGAUGUUGUUGAAAACUUAAAUUCUUAAAAUGAAUUUUCUGUUGAUGUUUAAACUAAAAUUAAAUAGAUUAAUGAUUCCGUUGAAGCGAAACGGAGUUCGAAUGACGUUUCGAUCAUUUCCAGAAGCUUCUAAUCGAAAACUAAGUAUGAUAUUACGAUAGCUAAAUUGUAUCAAUUGCAAAAUACUGUUAUGAGAUUAUUCUGUAUAUCUCGGAUACCGUUACUGACGUGUGUGUCGCAUAAAGGCCUAAAAAAUUGGCUUAAAAUUUUUCGACUCCCUAAUUUGUCUUCCGAUUUCGUUCAAUCGAUUUCGAUAUAUCGAUAUAUUCUCGAAUAGCGAAACAAACCAACUUAACUUUUGGUUUUUAUUGUUGUAAUAUUUUUAGUGUUUAAUGUAAGUUAUAUUGGGAUUUCGACACUGCUUUUAUGGACCGCGUCCUUAUUCACGGACAUUUUGUAUUUUGUACUAUAUUAGGUAAAUCACUGGGGUUUUUUGCUAUCGAAUAGUGAAAAACUAGCGGCUGUUAUAUUUAUAGUAGUUUUUAUUGUAUAUUUUUGUUUAUUAAAAUGUUUCUCUAGUGAUGGUAUUGGUUCAUUAACUGCAGCUAUUUCAACGUUUUUUGGUCCAAGUAAAGUUAAUAAUCGUAUUAUUUGUAUUUUAGUGUUUAAGGUGAUAUCAUAUCGGCUUUGUUAUUUAUAUCGGCAAUCGUGUUGAUCGAAUAUUAUAUUUAUUUAUAUAUUGAAUAAAUGCUCUCGAUAAAAGCACAAAUGUCACGAAUUGGAAUUAGGUAUUUAUAUAUAGCCUUGCAUUGAUUCUUACUGGGUAUAUAACUUAUAAAACAUGGCAUAUGAUGGGUGUAUCAUCACCAUCAAGUCUAGUUUUUAAAUAUCAUGUUAUUGAAAAUCUAUACUCGAAAUCUAUUAAAUUCCAUGUCUUCUAAUAUCUUAAACCUAGUGAAAGAUUUAAAAAGAAAUUUAUUAAUUCGAUAAAUCGUCUGAUACACAUACUGGCCUAAUAUAAUCUUCUUAUUAUAUAUAUAACGUUAACAAUAAUUCAAAUUAUUGUAUAUAAGUAUUAGUAAACGUGUGCAUAGAAUUUAAACAGUGGGUUGUUCGACACAUAUUAAAAAAAUAUUCAUUUAACGUAUAGUACAUAAAACAUAUCAUACCAUUGUUAUAUAAUUCAAUAAAACGAUCGAAACUCCACUAUCCGGGGUAUAUAUAAACAGAUCAUCUCUAGAAGUACAGGUGAUAAUAUCGUUUGUACUUCUGAACGAUGUACUAAUGUUACUUCUACGUGUUUUACUUCUAGUUAUAUUGUGAGGUUAUAAGUGAGUUGCGUAUUGUCUUAUAAAUGACAAAAAAAAAAAAUAACGUCUUUGACUUUUUGAAUGUUUUCUCAACAAUGAUUGCAACAGUUUUGCUCAAAAUAAUCUGUUAAUGUAAAUGAAAUUUCGUUUUGGUAUUGUUGUCAUUAUAAUGAUGUAUUUUUGUUGAUAUGAUUUGAAUUCAAGUUAUUUGUACACCAUGUGAUAUGACAUAGUAAAUGAAAUAAUUAAAAAACAUAGUUUUUUUCAUUGAGAACUCUUUGUCCUUCGCUUAUAUAUUUAAAUUAUAUGUAGCGCAGCUUUUUAUAUAGUAAUAAUACUAAAGUUUUAAUGCUAUUUAAGAUUUUCAAUGUAUUGAUAUAUAAUUUACAAAUUGUAUCUAUCGAUGUUGGGUAUGACGUAGAAUAUGAUAUUUAUAUUAUAGUAAUAUUAUAUUAUAAUGCAAAUACGAAUUGUGCCAAAACGCAAUAAUACAGGUAAGAUACGCCAAUAUCCAUUGAACAGUUAUUUUUUUAUGGAACAAAAAAAGUAAUAUAGAACAUUCUCGAACAAUUAUUUCGAAUGUUAUUCCUUUUUAAAAUGAACUUUUGAAUUUUUUUUUUUUUAAAUUAGACAAUGGUAAUAUUUGAGGAGUGUUCUUUUUUUAAAUAUCAAUUAAUGACAAUACAUGUUAUUUUUUUAAUGUAGUCAAAUUAUUUAUUGACAGACGUUUUUGAUACAUUAUAACCGAAACAGACUCUAAUAAUUUUUAUAGUGUUCGAUUAUAAAAAAAUAUGUACUUAUGAUUGUAAUAGCUCAUAUACAUUCAAAUAUAAUGUAGAGAUAAUUUUAGUAGAUAUUUUAUUAAAAAAAAAUGUAUACCAAAGAUUUAUAGAAUACAUUAUAUAAUAGUUAGUAUAUUAUAUCGCAUUAAAUAUGGUUUGUUAUGAUACUAUUGUAAUUUGCAAAUGAAACACUGCCGUCAAAACGAAGUUUUCUCAUUAAGUAGUUUGUGUAAUUUUAUAUAUUUAUAUUGUGUAAAUAUUAUUUCAUAAAUAACUUAUUUAAAUUUAAAAAAGAUAUAUAUAUAUAUCUGCUAUAUAAUUUAUCACGAAACCGUAUUUAUUAUUAUAUACAAACUGCAUGCUUUUAAAUAUUUUAACUAUUCCUCCUUGAAACUCGCUUCUAAGUACCUUGAUAUAUGAUUAUAGAUAAAGUAUAUUGGUUGUUUACCUAUCUUUUAUUUAUAGUAGAUCUACUAUUCUACACUAUAUUAGCUGAAAUUAUCCAAAUGAGUAUCUAUUGUACAUAAAAAUGCUCAUAAUAAACGAUUAAAUAUA